UACGUAUUUUGCUGGCGUUUUCAUAUUAAUACUUUGCCUCUGUAGAAUAUCAUGCGAUAUCUUUUCUUCCGUUGCAAGACUGGAAGACACUCUGGAGCUCGCUAGGUCAACAAUCAUUAACGACAUGCUCUUUCCAGCAAUCAACCAGGAAGAUGAUUUGAUUAAACAAGCAAGUGAAAUCGUUUCCAGCUUGGAACAAGCCGCGGAUUUAGUGACAGAUAAUAUCAACUCUGGAUAUCUUGCCACUACACUACUGAGAUAUUUCAAUUUAAUGAUGAACCGAGAAAGUGAAAUGUCAAUGGACACUGUACAAGAAACAUCUGCAUGGGACUUAUCAGAUUUCGAAAGUUUCCUCCAAGCAAUGCCUAAUGAAACCGACGCAGUUGGCGCAGCAUUAGGCAUCCUACGACUACAUGUGAUGUAUGGCCUUUCUUCAUCGGACAUUCUGCACGGAGAUAUCAAAGGCCAUAUGAGCAGAUCCCUUACAUUUGAUGAGACCCUGUACCUUGUAAGACACAUACGACACCGUAGCAUCGCUACGAUGGGUAUAAACGUUUACAACCUUACGUGGAACUGGAUCACAUCAGUCAUGCACGAGGAGUUUGAUAUAGACGAACAGAAAAGACAAGCACUUCUUCAAAGGGCUUUAGGAUUUCUCAAAAGCCUCCCUUCAAACUACGGUGUAGGCGGACAAUAUGACGUGCAUGUUGACUUCGUGUUCGCAGAGGCAUCCUCCGACAAAGAUUUCGACCCAGACAUGUUUGAUCAACGUCUGGUUUCAGUUGUUACAUAUCUGAAUGACGUUGAAGACGGUGGUGCCACAGUAUUUCCGGAACUUGGAAUCAAAGUGAACCCAAGAAAGGGAACAGCCGUCAUGUUUUACAGUCUGUUCAGAAACGGAACCGUGACAAAACUGAUAAUGAGGUUGAAGUAA
This is a messenger RNA of Mya arenaria, 934 nucleotides long. RefSeq lists its product as uncharacterized. Gene Ontology annotation, molecular function: procollagen-proline 4-dioxygenase activity; L-ascorbic acid binding; iron ion binding. NCBI's taxonomy places the organism in Eukaryota, Metazoa, Mollusca, Bivalvia, Myida, Myidae. The record is from RefSeq and is a predicted model, not a curated record. Gene Ontology annotation, cellular component: endoplasmic reticulum. The transcript is spliced from 4 exons. Gene Ontology annotation, biological process: peptidyl-proline hydroxylation to 4-hydroxy-L-proline. The coding region runs from base 125 to 934 and encodes 269 amino acids.